UGGGGCUGGGUGGGGAGAGGAGUGUCCCAGGACAGAGGAUGGGAGGUGUCUGCCUCCAAACUUAUAGCCCUGCACACAUACAUAUGCCCUGCUCAGUCUCAGCAGCUGGGAGCAUUGCACACAUCACACCUCUAUCCUGACACAGGCGACACUCACCAUGGGGAGACAGAAGGAACUUCUCAAGAGCGUCUCCGGGAUGCUGCGGAUCCGAAACAAGCUGCUGAGGCAGGCGCUGUCCGAGUGCCUGGGGACCCUGAUCCUGGUGAUGUUUGGCUGUGGCUCAGUGGCGCAGGUGGUUCUCAGUAAGGGGUCCCAUGGUCAAUUCUUGACCGUUAACUUGGCCUUUGGAUUUGCAGUCAUGCUUGGCAUUCUCAUUUCAGGACAGGUUUCAGGUGGGCAUUUGAAUCCGGCUGUAACGUUUGCCUUGUGCAUUAUGGCAAGAGAACCCUGGAUAAAGUUUCCAGUAUACACACUGGCACAGACUUUGGGGGCAUUCCUCGGAGCGGGCAUCGUUUAUGGCCUGUAUUUUGAUGCCAUUUGGUUUUUUGCAAAUGACAGUCUCUAUGUGAUGGGCCCUAACGGCACCGCUGGGAUCUUCACCACUUUCCCAUCGGAUCAUCUGACUCUCAUGAACGGAUUUUUUGACCAGUUUAUCGGCACGGCUGCUUUGGUCGUCUGCGUCUUGGCCAUCGUAGACCCCUACAACAACCCCAUCCCCCGCGGACUGGAGGCCUUCACAGUCGGCUUUGUCGUCCUAGUCAUCGGUCUGUCUAUGGGCUUCAACUCUGGAUAUGCCGUUAACCCUGCCAGGGACUUCGGACCACGUUUGUUCACCGCACUGGCUGGAUGGGGCUCGGAGGUCUUCUGGGCUGGUAACCAGUGGUGGUGGGUCCCCAUCGUCGCACCCUUAUUAGGAGCAGUGGCCGGAGUCAUGGUCUACCAGCUAAUGAUCGGAUGUCACCUCGAGCCUGCACCUCAGUCUACCGAACAAGAAAACGUCAAGCUGGCCAACGUCAAACACAAAGAGAGAAUCUAACCGAGCAGCCGCAAAAGGACUGACCAUAUUCAUAAGGCUGCCUCUAGCCAAGAAGAAAAUAGCCAAUGACUUCCUCGCCUGUUAGAUGUUAGUUGUUUGUUGUAUACUCUUACUCGCUUGUCGGAUGUGCGGAACCGUCUUCCCUUACUGAGCAGACACGUCUUCCCUUGCCAUGCUCUCCACAGACAGCGGCUACGGACGGUGGCCAAGAACAAUGCCAGGACUCCGGUAUUAAUCCCGAUUUACAGUUGUGUUUGCCUAGUCCACUUUGUAACUUUCCAAUCCUGGUUGGUAGCAGAGAAAUUAGAAUUCAGUAUGGUCUAUGUCUUUAUAAGGAGCACAGUUCACUGUUUCCUAAGAGAGAGCAAUUAUCCAUCAAGACCAGGUUCCUGGGGCUGUCUAAGGAUGAUGGGACCAGAAAGUACAGUAGGGUUGCAAUCCUGGAUUCGGCCAAAGGCUAAGGUUUAUAAAGGAUAGAUUGGGUUCACCCCAUUCCGCAGCAGAUUGCUGUCUCUCUGUACAUUCAGUGUCAGAGCUACCGGUAAGGCAUUCCUGCUACUCUGCACAUUAGGAAUCAGAUCUACAGUAUAUAGAGACAUUUUCAUGGGUAAUGGUCCAGAAUACGUCUGUCUCUAACGUGCACUUAAAUUAGGUAUUUAGUAUAUCCCUACUGAUAGUUUCUAGUGCAUGCGUGGUAAAGUCUUCAGUCAUCGUGUUGCAGGGUAAUGUACAUGGCACGUACACAGCCAUCGUUAUAUAUCCACAUGCAAAGUAUUUUCCAACAACUUGCCCUGAUUGGCAUCUAGUGAUGAAACGCGGCUCUAGCUGCGCUCAGUAACAUUCAGUACAAUAUUGGGACAACCCGGCAUUACAGUGUAUUAUUUCAAUAUCUGGGCAUCAGACAAUUCUUUGGGGGGUUUUAUAUGAUGAUUUUUUUUUUCUAUAAGGGAGGAAAAAUGCUGGCCGCAGUUUCAUGUUACGGAUAAAGGGUGUGAGCUUUGUACAUAUGGCUUAUUGCACCUGCUUGUGCAUUGGAUGUAUUUUAUGUGCUGAUAAAUAAAACAUUGUUAUAGAAAAUA
Pseudophryne corroboree (corroboree frog) is the source of this 2115-nucleotide messenger RNA. It is a transcript of the gene AQP3, whose product is annotated as aquaporin 3 (Gill blood group). Lineage: Eukaryota; Metazoa; Chordata; Amphibia; Anura; Myobatrachidae. The record is from RefSeq and is a predicted model, not a curated record. Gene Ontology annotation, molecular function: urea transmembrane transporter activity; water channel activity; glycerol channel activity. The coding region runs from base 158 to 1036 and encodes 292 amino acids. Gene Ontology annotation, cellular component: plasma membrane; basolateral plasma membrane. Gene Ontology annotation, biological process: glycerol transmembrane transport; water transport. The transcript has 6 exons.